Magnolia sinica is the source of this 1027-nucleotide messenger RNA. RefSeq lists its product as uncharacterized. The transcript has 3 exons. The record is from RefSeq and is a predicted model, not a curated record. NCBI's taxonomy places the organism in Eukaryota, Viridiplantae, Streptophyta, Magnoliopsida, Magnoliales, Magnoliaceae. Gene Ontology annotation, molecular function: structural constituent of ribosome; 5S rRNA binding. Gene Ontology annotation, biological process: translation. The coding region runs from base 363 to 923 and encodes 186 amino acids. Gene Ontology annotation, cellular component: ribosome.
UCUCUCCAUAUAUUCCUACUAGCAGCCCCACCCCGUGCAGCCCUCCUACUCUCUCUCUCUCUCCAUAGAUUCCUACCAGCAGCCACACCCCGUGCAGCCCUCUCUCCCUCCAUCCCUACCACCAGCCACGUCUGCGUGCAGCCCUCCCUCUCCCUCAAUCCCUACCGCCAGCCACGUCCGCCUCUCUCUCUCUCUCUCUCUCUCUCUCUCUCUCCCUACCACCAGCCACGCCCGCCUACACCUCUCUCUCCCUCAUUCCCUACCCCCACGCUGUGCAUACCUCAGAUUGAGCGUUACCGGUAUGGCCUCUGUUUUUUUGUCAACUGAGGUCCUUUCUUUUGGAAGUUGUUCUUGUGGGGAAGAUGUUCAAGCAUCUCGUCAACAAUUUGUGGAAUAAAGGGGCUUUCGAAGCAGGAAAAAGAUGUAGGCCAUUUUCAUACAUUUUUACAAGUGGUUUUCAUGGCGGGCAGGUUCUUUUUGCACCGAGAAGCUUCUUUGGAGUGGAGGAUUUUGUAGACGAUGACAACAGCCGCCCAUACACCUAUCAGAAGGAGAAGAAAUCGAAGAACCCACACAAACACAUCUCAUUCAAGAACCGUACAAUAGCAUACAUGGAACCCUUUACACUUGAUGUAUUCAUCUCCAAGCGUUUUGUUUCGGCAUCGCUUACCCACAGGGUGACAAGUAAGCAGGUGGCGGUUGCUGGCACCAACUCCAAAGAUAUCAAGGCCGUCCUCAAGUCCAGAUCGGAUAUACCUGCAUGCUUGGCAAUUGGUCAGAUCUUAGCCGAUAGGGCGAGGGAAGCAGAUGUUUAUACUGCUUCCUAUACACCGAGGGAACGGGAUAAGUUUGAAGGGAAGAUAAGAGCAGUUGUUCAAUCCCUCAUUGACAAUGGAAUUGAUGUUAAGGUUUAUCUUAACUGAGCAAUGUAUUUCCUUUAAAGCUCUACCUGUUUUUGAUCUCCCUUGAAAUGAGAAUGUAUGAUCCUUUUUUGAACAAGGAAUAUUAAAUUGACUUUACUCACUGA